This is a messenger RNA of Sorghum bicolor (sorghum), 2762 nucleotides long. RefSeq names its product subtilisin-like protease SBT5.3. The transcript has 9 exons. The coding region runs from base 97 to 2592 and encodes 831 amino acids. Gene Ontology annotation, molecular function: serine-type endopeptidase activity. Gene Ontology annotation, biological process: proteolysis. Lineage: Eukaryota; Viridiplantae; Streptophyta; Magnoliopsida; Poales; Poaceae. The record is from RefSeq and is a predicted model, not a curated record.
CUCACUCACUCCUCUUUGGACUCGCCGCCGCCGCCGCCGCACCCAUCCGUCCCCUCCCCGCCCCUCGAUCACUGUCGUUGCGGGGGCCGGCCGGGCAUGGAGACCACCAGCGUGUCUGUGUCUGUCGAGUCCACGCGUCGCCGCCGUCACACCACCACGGCGUCGACUGCCGCCGUCCUCCUCGUCCUGCUCUGCUGUUCGCUGCUGCAGAGCCCCGCGGCCGCGCUCGCUUCCGGCUCCGGGAACCCGUCGUCGUACGUCGUGUACCUCGGUGGACAUCCGCCGCGCGACGACGGCGUGUCGCCGGAGGUGGCGUCCCGGAUGGCCGCCGACUCGCACUACGACCUCCUCGGCGCCGUCCUUGGAGACCGGGAGAAGGCGCGCGAGGCCAUUUUCUACUCGUACACCAAGCACAUCAAUGGCUUCGCCGCCAACCUCGAGCCCCGCCACGCCGCCGAGAUCGCCAGUGAGCCUCUCACCGCCGAUCGAACCCUCUCGCAUGAUGAUCUGUCAAACAUGCACGAUCUAUAUAUAUUUUCUACUCUGAAAUGCAUUUCAGGGUACCCCGGAGUGGUGUCGGUGUUCCCCAACAGGGGCCGCAAGCUGCACACGACGAGGACGUGGGAGUUCAUGGGGCUCGAGAGGGCCGGCGACGUCCCGCAGUGGUCGGCCUGGGAGAAGGCCAGGUACGGCGAGGACACCAUCAUCGGCAACCUCGACUCAGGCGUCUGGCCGGAGUCCAAGAGCUUCGACGACGGCGAAAUGGGGCCCAUCCCAGACGACUGGAAGGGCAUCUGCCAGAACGACCACGACAGGACGUUCCAAUGCAACAGCAAGCUCAUCGGCGCGCGCUACUUCAACAAGGGGUGGGCGGAGGCGUCGCGUCUCCCGCUCGACGACGCGCUCAAUACACCCCGGGACGAGAACGGGCACGGCACGCACACGCUGUCGACGGCGGGCGGCGCCGCGGUGCGCGGCGCGGGCGCGCUAGGGUACGGCGUGGGCACGGCGCGGGGCGGGUCCCCGCGCGCGCGCGUGGCGGCGUACCGCGUCUGCUUCCGCCCCGUCAACGGCAGCGAGUGCUUCGACGCCGACGUGCUCUCGGCGUUCGAGGCCGCCAUCGCCGACGGCGUGCACGUCAUCUCGGCCUCCGUCGGCGGCGACGCCAACGACUACCUCUACGACGCCGUCGCCAUCGGAUCGCUCCACGCCGUCAAGGCCGGCAUCGCCGUCGUCUGCUCCGCCAGCAACAACGGCCCCGACCUCGGCACCGUCACCAACGUCGCGCCGUGGAUCCUCACCGUCGCCGCCAGCUCCGUCGACAGGGAGUUCUCCGCCUUAGCCGUCUUCAACCACACCAGGGUCGAGGGCAUGAGCCUGUCGGAGAGGUGGCUGCACGGGGAAGGCUUCUACCCGAUCAUCGCCGGCGAGGAAGCGACAGCUCCGGGGAGCAAGCCGAAAGACGCCGAGUUGUGCUUGAUGGGGUCCCUGGACCCGGAGAAGGUGAGGGGAAAGAUCGUGGUGUGCCUGAGAGGGAUCGCCAUGAGGGUGUUGAAGGGGGAGGCCGUCCGCCACGCCGGUGGCGCCGCCAUGAUCCUCGUCAACGACGAGGCCUCCGGUGACGACAUCUACCCCGACCCGCACGUGCUCCCGGCCGUGCACAUCUCCUACGCCAACGGGCUCGCCCUCUGGGCGUACAUCAAGAGCACCAAGGUUGCAACCGGGUUCGUCGUCAAGGGGAGGACGAUCUUGGGCAUGAGGCCGGUGCCGGUCAUGGCGGCUUUCUCAUCUCAGGGGCCCAACACGGUCAACCCUGAGAUCCUCAAGCCAGACAUCACGGCGCCGGGGGUGAACGUGAUCGCGGCGUGGAGCGGCGCGACGUCGCCCACAGAGAGGUCAUUCGACAAGCGGCGCGUGGCGUUCAACAUGCUGUCCGGCACGUCCAUGUCGUGCCCGCACGUCUCCGGCAUCGCUGGCCUCAUCAAGACCCUCCACCCGGACUGGAGCCCCUCCGCGAUCAAGUCGGCCAUCAUGACAAGCGCGACGGAGCUGGACGUGGAGCGGAAGCCGAUCCAGAACUCGUCCCACGCUCCGGCGACGCCGUUCAGCUACGGCGCCGGCCACGUCUUCCCGAGCCGCGCGCUGGACCCGGGGCUCGUCUACGACAUGACCAUCGUCGACUACCUCGACUUCCUCUGCGCGCUCGGGUACAACGCGACGGCCAUGGAGGACUUCAACAAGGGGUCCUUCGUGUGCCCUAGCACCCACAUGAGCCUCCACGACCUCAACUACCCGUCCAUCACUGCCCACGGUCUGCGCCCCGGCACCACCACCAUGGUCCGCCGCAGGCUCAAGAACGUCGGCCCGCCGGGGACGUACAGGGUCGCCGUCGUCAGGGAGCCCGAGGGGGUGCACGUGUCGGUCACGCCGGCGAUGCUGGUGUUCAGGGAAGCCGGCGAGGAGAAGGAGUUCGACGUCAACUUCACUGUCAGGGACCCUGCCCCGCCCGCCGGCUACGCAUUCGGCGCCAUCGUCUGGUCUGAUGGGAGCCAUCAGGUGAGGAGUCCACUGGUGGUGAAGACGACGCAGUGAUGAAGAAGAACGCUUGAAGUACAGUGUGUCUGUUGGCGGAUCGAACUAGGAAUCUAGCUAGUUGAGGGAGAGCUAGAAAGAUACUAGGUAGCAUCGAUCAUUAGAGAGGAUAAAAUGUGGUAUGGGUCUUUUUUGAUAAUGGAAAAAAAAUCGAGCUUCAACUUUUUUUC